Messenger RNA from Cinara cedri, 816 nucleotides. Lineage: Eukaryota; Metazoa; Arthropoda; Insecta; Hemiptera; Aphididae. The record is from the annotation of a GenBank genome assembly.
AUGCUUGGUAAAUCAUCUGGUUUCACAGCUUUGAUAAAGAAAGAAAUUCCUGACAUUAUUAUUCAUUGCGUUCUUCAUCGGCACGCUUUGGCAUCUAAAACUUUACCAACGGAUCUAAAAGAGAUAAUGACAAUUACAGUUAAAAUUGUGAAUUUUAUCAGAGCUAGAGCAUUAAAUCACCGACUUUUCAAAGUUUUAUGUCAAAAAAUGGGAGCUGAACAUAAAGUUCUUCUCUAUCACACAGAAGUACGUUGGCUUUCCAGAGGACAAGUUGUGAAACGCGUGUAUGAACUUCGAGAAGAAAUUUCUUUUUUUUUAGUUGAAAGGCAAAGCUCACUUGUAAAACAUUUCAAUAAUAUUGAGUUCAUUCAUGGAUUGACAUAUUUAACAGAUAUUUUCAAUCAUUUGAACGAAGUAAAUACAUCGAUUCAAGGACGAGAAGUCAUAAUUAUGGACGCAUCCGAAAAAAUGAAUGCAUUUGUAAGUAAAAUUCCCUUGUGGAAAAGAAGAUUACAGUCAGAAAACUUAGCAAACUUUCCAACACUUGACCACGAACUUUCACAAAAUAAUAUUGUUUUAUCUGGUUCUAUACGUACACAAAUUUGUGAACACCUUGACGUUCUUGAAAAUUCAUUUGGUGAUUAUUUCAGUUCUNAAAGAUGAGUUAAUUGAUUUAAGAUCAAAAGAAAUGACACGGCAAGAUUUUCGAACAAAAAAUUUAAUCGAAUUUUGGUGUUUAUUGACAAAGGCUUAUCCGCUGGCUGUAUCCAGGGCAGUGAAAUUUUUGAUUCCAUUUGCCACUACAUAUCUCUGUGA